Molecule: messenger RNA, 3510 nt
Organism: Cannabis sativa
Lineage: Eukaryota; Viridiplantae; Streptophyta; Magnoliopsida; Rosales; Cannabaceae
Product: 110 kDa U5 small nuclear ribonucleoprotein component CLO
Exons: 11
Coding region: 242-3205 (987 amino acids)
Biological process (GO): mRNA splicing, via spliceosome
Cellular component (GO): U2-type catalytic step 2 spliceosome; cytosol; U4/U6 x U5 tri-snRNP complex
Molecular function (GO): U5 snRNA binding; translation elongation factor activity; GTPase activity
Source: RefSeq, a predicted model, not a curated record
AAGGAUUAGAACUAUUUUAUCCCAGUGUCCAAACACCUCUCCUCAGCUCUCGCUUCACUCUGUCACACACGAACACGAAGCCGCCCCUCACUUUUCCAUUUUCUUCUCCGCUUCUUGCCCUAGUAUUCCUCGGCGUCGCUCCUCCUACUCACGGUGGUAGUUUGAAGCUCUCUGCUCCGACAUAGCUCUCAACGGAAGCUUCUCUCCUUUCCCUGUUCCGUUUUUUUGGAUUUGAAACAAAAUGGAUGAUAGUCUCUAUGAUGAGUUCGGGAACUAUAUAGGACCUGAGAUUGAGUCUGACCUAGAGAGUGAUAGGGAUGAUGAUGAAGAUCUUCCAGAUAGUAGGCCUGGGGAAGAUGCUGCGGCAUCAGAUGGUGAAGAUGCUGCUGCUGCUUCCAAUGGGUGGUUGACUGCCUCCAAUGAUAUUGAUAUGGAUAAUCAAAUUGUCCUUGCUGAGGACAAGAAGUACUAUCCUACUGCAGAGGAGGUUUAUGGUGAAGAUGUUGAGACAUUGGUUAUGGAUGAGGACGACCAACCUCUCGAACAACCAAUUAUCAAACCUGUCAGAAAUAUCAAAUUUGAAGUUGGGGUGAAGGAUUCUUCAACUUAUGUGUCGACACAAUUCCUUGUUGGUCUAAUGUCGAACCCAACUCUUGUACGAAAUGUAGCACUUGUUGGGCAUUUGCAGCAUGGGAAGACAGUCUUCAUGGAUAUGUUGAUUGAGCAAACUCACCAUAUGUCAACGUUUGAUUCACAUAGUGAGAAACAUACGAGAUACACUGAUACAAGAAUUGAUGAGCAAGAGAGAAGGAUAUCAAUCAAAGCAGUUCCAAUGACCCUUGUUCUCGAGGAUAGCAAUUCUAAAUCCUACCUCUGUAAUAUCAUGGACACCCCUGGUCAUGUCAAUUUCUCUGAUGAAAUGACUGCUGCCUUGAGACUUGCUGAUAGUGCUGUCUUGAUUGUGGAUGCUGCAGAAGGAGUCAUGGUAAAUACAGAGAGGGCUAUCCGUCAUGCAAUCCAAGACCGCUUGCCUAUUGUAGUUGUAAUUAACAAGGUUGACAGGUUGAUUACAGAACUUAAACUUCCUCCAAGAGAUGCUUAUUUUAAGUUAAGGCAUACUCUAGAAGUAAUCAAUAACCUCAUAUCUUCUGCGUCGUCCACCGCUGGUGAUGUCCAAAUCAUUGAUCCUACUGCCGGAAAUGUUUGCUUCGCUAGUGCUACUGCUGGAUGGUCAUUCACUUUACAGUCGUUUGCUAAAUUAUAUGUGAAACUCCAUGGAAUCCCUUUUGAUGCUGAUAAGCUUGCUAGUCGCCUUUGGGGAGAUUUUUACUAUCAUCCAGAUACGAGGGCUUUCAAGAGAAAACCUCCAAGUGGGGGAGAAAGAUCUUUUGUUCAGUUUGUGCUCGAACCCCUUUAUAAGAUAUACAGUCAGGUGAUUGGAGAGCAUAAAAAGAGUGUCGAGGCAACUCUUGCCGAGCUUGGUGUAACUCUUAGCAAUGCAGCUUACAAAUUAAAUGUUAGACCUUUGUUGAGACUGGCAUGUAGCUCAGUUUUUGGUUCAGCCUCGGGUUUCACCGACAUGCUGGUCCGUCACACUCCUUCACCUAGGGAGGCUGCAACUAGAAAGGUUGAUCAUAUAUAUACUGGACCGAAAGACUCUUUAAUCUACAAGGCUAUGAAAGAGUGUGAUCCUCUUGGUCCUUUAAUGGUAAACGUGACAAAACUAUAUCCCAAGUCCGACUGUAGUGUAUUUGAUGUUUUUGGUAGGGUUUAUAGUGGCACAGUUCAGACUGGGCAAACUGUUCGUGUAUUAGGUGAGGGCUAUUCACCAGAUGAUGAAGAAGACAUGACAGUUAAAGAAGUGACAAAAUUGUGGGUUUAUCAAGCUCGAGAUAGGAUACCUAUAGCUGAGGCUCCUCCUGGUUCUUGGGUUCUCAUUGAAGGAGUGGAUGCUUCAAUCAUGAAAACUGCUACUAUUUGCAGUGAGUAUUAUGACGAAGAUGUAUACAUCUUUCGACCUUUGCAAUUCAAUACCCUUCCGGUAGUGAAAACGGCGACCGAGCCAUUGAACCCUAGUGAAUUGCCAAAGAUGGUCGAGGGUCUUAGGAAAAUCAGCAAGAGCUAUCCUCUUGCCAUUACUAAAGUUGAGGAAUCUGGAGAACACACAAUUUUGGGUACAGGUGAACUGUACUUGGAUUCUAUUAUGAAGGAUCUAAGAGAACUCUAUUCUGAAGUUGAAGUCAAGGUGGCAGAUCCUGUUGUGUCAUUCUGUGAAACAGUGGUGGAGUCUUCAUCUAUGAAAUGUUUUGCUGAAACACCCAACAAAAAGAAUAAAAUUACCAUGAUUGCAGAACCACUGGAGAGGGGACUUGCAGAGGACAUAGAGAACAGUGUUGUAAGCCUUGAUUGGCCUCGGAAAGAUAUUGGUAACUUUUUUCAGACAAGAUAUGAAUGGGAUGUGCUUGCUGCACGGUCCAUAUGGGCAUUUGGUCCUGAUAAGCAGGGGCCUAAUAUCCUGUUGGAUGAUACACUUUCAACUGAAGUCGACAAGGGCUUGCUAAAUGCGGUCAAAGAUUCCAUAGUACAAGGAUUUCAGUGGGGUGCUCGUGAAGGACCUCUCUGCGAUGAGCCAAUUAGAAAUGUAAAGUUCAAGAUUGUUGAUGCAAAAAUUGCCCCUGAGUCAUUGCAUCGGGGAUCUGGUCAGAUCAUUCCCACAGCUCGACGUGUUGCUUAUUCAUCUUUUCUUAUGGCAACCCCCCGACUUAUGGAACCUGUAUAUUAUGUGGAGAUUCAAACGCCAAUUGACUGUGUCUCUGCAAUUUACACGGUCUUAUCUCGAAGGCGUGGGCAUGUUACAUCUGAUGUUCCUCAACCAGGAACCCCAUCUUAUAUUGUCAAGGCAUUUUUACCUGUGAUAGAAUCAUUUGGUUUUGAGACGGACUUAAGAUAUCAUACCCAAGGACAAGCAUUCUGCGUAUCGGUUUUUGAUCACUGGGCUAUAGUUCCUGGGGAUCCCCUUGACAAGAGUAUUGUCCUGAGGCCACUUGAACCUGCUCCUAUCCAGCACCUUGCUCGUGAAUUUAUGGUGAAGACAAGGCGUCGAAAGGGAAUGAGUGAGGACGUGAGCAUCAACAAAUUCUUUGACGAGGCAAUGAUGGUGGAGCUGGCUCAGCAGGCAGCUGAUCUACACCUGCAAAUGAUAUGAUAAGUUCAUAUUUUUGGUGUUUACUUUGCUUAUAGCUAAGUUGCUGAGGAUAAAAGGGGUUGGUUUUAAGACAAAAUUGACCUCACUAUAUAGUGUCCGUUGAGAUUGUAGUUUAGACAUCUUUGCUAUUUGCCCUUUCUUAUUUCGUGCCUUUGUCAUAUGCGAUUUUUGUAAGUUGUAACCCAAAAGGAAAUGUACUUAAAAUUUGUUCUUCUUAGUUUUGUAGCUUUUUGUAUCCUAUUUUGAUUAUAUCAUAUGAUCUUUAAUAUUAUCUUUAAAUCAAUAUUUAUGACUUUAUGAUAUCA